This is a messenger RNA of Eriocheir sinensis (Chinese mitten crab), 978 nucleotides long. Its product is annotated as serrate RNA effector molecule homolog. The record is from RefSeq and is a predicted model, not a curated record. Bases 118 to 861 code for a protein of 247 amino acids. The transcript is spliced from 2 exons. NCBI's taxonomy places the organism in Eukaryota, Metazoa, Arthropoda, Malacostraca, Decapoda, Varunidae.
GAGGUGAAGGAGCUCCUCCAACACAAGGGUCAACACUCUCGCUGCUGCCUUACAGGCCUUCACCUGCGACGGUCUUUCUAUCGCUCCCUCCAUCGCCACUGUUUCUGCCCUGCAAUCAUGGUGAAGAGGUUCAUUAUUGAUGUCGAUACUGACGGGGAUCACGAUCUGGAGGACGCUGGCUACGUCGCCACGGUGACGCGGGCACAGGUCUCUUCCGAGGCGCUGGGAGACCUUAUGUCAGUCUUGGACGGUUCCACCAGGGAGGUCUAUGAGGAGAAUAUCGCGGAACAAUUCACAAUUAUCUAUGUCUAUAUGGGCUUCGUGUCUCUGCUUUUUUUCAUCGCUGGUUUGUCCAUGGGCAUCGUAAUGUUUUUAAAAAGCAGUUCCAGAUCUCAAAUGGAGGAUUACCUUAGGCGGUGCUGCCCCUGGGGGUUCCGCGGCAGGGUUUCAGAUCCUGUCAGCGACAGCGUUCCAGAUCCUGUCAGCGGCAGCGUUCCAGAUCCUAUCCUUAUGAGCGUCUACGACCAUCAGGGCGAAGAAUCUGUCAAGGAUGGCGAAGGAAGCAGCGGGUCAGCAGAUGACGAGGAGAGCAAAACCAGCGACGCGGUGAAAUCUAAUGAGAGAGAUGAAGCCUCGGCCUCAGGAAGAGAGGGGGAGAACGCUGAGGCGAAAGAUGAUAGAAAAACUAAGGGAGAGAAAGAAGGAGAUGGUAAAAGUUCAAGUUCAAGUUCAAGUUCGAGUGAAGGUGAAGACGAGGAAGGUUCUGUGCGUCACCGUAAGAAGGUGGCCGCCGACGGGACGGACGAAGGAGAAGGGGCGCCGGUAACUGAAGAUAAAGGUGAAGAUGAACAACCCAAGUAAUAUAGCUAUGGUCCUCGGCGGCGCGUGGAGGAGGCACGCGGAGUUGCAGAUCCAUAAAAUUGUAUAGUGUUCUAAAUUCAAAUUAAAGUUUAUUAAAUGUUUCUAAUGUUGCUAAAA